AUGGUGGAUACUUUAAAUAUUCAAACAAUUAGAACAGUUCAUACCCUGUGUUGUGUUACUAGUAAAAAAGCUUGUCAAUUAUUCAUGCAGGAAAUGCAUGACUAUUGGAAAAAAGUUUCGAAUGUAUUGGAAAUGGUUGUUUAUUGGAAACGAUAUCAAUCUUUUGAGGGAUUUUCAUUAGCAAGAGGAGAUAUUUCAGUUUAUGAUUCAGUUUCGCUUGUGAAAAUGCAAAAACUUAUUGAGGCAACUGAGAUGAAUUCCAACAGAGAAUAUUCACAAAUUAUUGAUCCAUCUAUGUGUGGCUUUCACUAUCAGAUACCUGUGGACUUGGAUGGAAUUCCUAAUGAUUUUGCAAACGAGGAAGUGAACAAGUUAUUUGAGGAAAGAGUUGAUACGUUAAUGAUAUCUGAAUCUAAAUUUGAAAAGAUUAAAUCUAUCACUCAAUUGGAACCAUAUGACCUGUAUUUACACAAGGCAUUUAUAUUGGUACUUGAUAUGAUUACUUAUUUUGAUAGUGAGAGAUUUAAGAAUGAUAGUUAUAUGUAUUGGGAUACAUUGGAAAGAAGUUGUCUUAUUUCGAAAGGUUUAGUUUCAAGUAACCCAACAGAUCGCUCACUUGGUUUUGUAAUUGAUAUGGAAACUGAUAUUGAAAGUUUAAUGCUCUUGAGACAAUUGGAGCCCACUUGUGUGGCCCUUUCAAUUAAUUUCACAUCAGAGCACUAUCAACAAUUUGUAAUACCCAACAAAUAUGCUCAAUUUUUAUGCUUUUCUUUCCAAAUUCCCAAUGAAACUUCAACUGAAUACGACAACUUCCUUGAUGGUCAAGAAUUUCCUAAUGUUAUUGAUUUAACCAUCAGGUUGGCUUCCAGUGAUUCGAAUUAUUAUUUUAAAAUUGAUACAGAACGAUUAGAGAGGAAUAUUCUUUCCGCCAUAACAAGGAAGAAAUUCCCCAAGUUAUUAAGAAUUUCAAUACAAGGAUGUUCCUGUAUUUAUAAAUUGUUAGAGCAGGAAAUAUUUUCAGAGCUGGCCUAUGUGGAAAUUAUUCCACAGACCGACAGAGAUAUGGAACUUUACAAUUGGUCUGAAAGAAGAGUUCACAAUUUCAUCAAUCAUCACUUUAUUGAGAAGGAUCAUUCAUUGAUUCAUCAAUUGGUUGUCCAUGCAAAGAUUGUUAGGAAUGACCCUGAUGCCAAAUAUGACACCAUUAAGGAAUUGUACGAUAUGAGCAGGGGUAAAUUUGCGGCUUGCAUUUCACACUCCUCAAUCAAUGAAUAUUAUGACAGAUGCUAUGAGUAG
Molecule: messenger RNA, 1296 nt
Organism: Naegleria gruberi
Lineage: Eukaryota; Heterolobosea; Eutetramitea; Acrasida; Naegleriidae
Exons: 1
Coding region: 1-1296 (431 amino acids)
Source: RefSeq, a predicted model, not a curated record